Aplysia californica (California sea hare) is the source of this 631-nucleotide messenger RNA. RefSeq names its product single-stranded DNA-binding protein, mitochondrial. Gene Ontology annotation, biological process: mitochondrial DNA replication; positive regulation of helicase activity. The record is from RefSeq and is a predicted model, not a curated record. Gene Ontology annotation, molecular function: single-stranded DNA binding. Gene Ontology annotation, cellular component: mitochondrial nucleoid. NCBI's taxonomy places the organism in Eukaryota, Metazoa, Mollusca, Gastropoda, Aplysiida, Aplysiidae.
CGGAAUCUUAUUUUGGUGUCAGGUUGUCUGCAUCAGAAUGUUUGGUACCAUCAGAAGAGCUGUGUUGCAAAAUCCUAGCAGGGUUUUCACAGCCCUGCAAGCCCAAUGUGGAAGAGUAAUGUCGGGUAUGUCAACAGACUCUGUGCCAUUUGAUGAGGAAGCGGGAGACUUCAAAGAAAGGCGACAGGAAAGAGGAUUAAACAGAGUGCAACUGAUUGGGCGAAUUGGCAGAGAUCCAGAGCACAGGGGCACAGACGAACAUCCUUGCAUUGUAUUUCCAUUGGCUACGAACCUUUCUUUCCGAAAAGCCAGCACAGGGGAACUGAUGUCAAAGACUGACUGGCACAGAAUUUGUGUGUUCAGACCAGGACUCCGAGAUAAUGUUGCAUCAAGGAUUGCCAAAGGGGACAGAGUGAUGGUGGAAGGUUCACUAUCAUAUCAGAGAUAUACAGACAGCGACAGACCAGUAAAUAUUACUUCCAUACUUGCAGAUGACAUCAUGAUUCUGGCCAGGAGGCGAAAUCAGGAACAAGAAGGAGAUGAUGUUUAGGUCAUGAGACAAGACAUCGUUACAUUAAUAUUUGUAAGGAUUCAUUUUUAUUUGUUAAAAUAAAUCAAAUGUGUUAUCGGG